CGAUGGUUCAGUUCGUUGAAAGCAGUCAAGAGAGGCGGUCGCGUUUCGCAGUUCUCGGAGCGGGUCCUUGUAAGCCGGAGAAAUACGUAAUCCACUGAGAGUCGAACUGCGAUAUAAACAACACAAACCAUUUUUUUUACGUGCUCGCGAGUGACGUUUGCACAGAAAGGCCUGGAGUGGCCAACAUGACCUCCUGAAAACUCCUCAACUCAGCAGCGAAAUGAACGCCGCCCUGAUCCUGAUCCUGAUCCUCAUCCCGCUCCUGCACCUGACUUGGGUCCCGGCCACGACCGCGUCCAGCAGUGGCGGCCAGAUUGGCCCGCUGGUCACGGGAGCAGGGCCAAAUGGAUUGCAGUGCCAGCCCAUCGCCGUGUCCGCCUGCCAAGGCCUGGGCUACAACAUGACCGCACUGCCCAACCUGGCAGGUCACACCAAUCAGCUGGAGGCUGAGCUCCAGAUCGCCAAACUGGUGCCCCUCAUAGAAUCCGGUUGCUCGCGUCGCGCCCGCUUUCUGCUCUGCUCCUCGCUGUUUCCGCUCUGCACGCCGGAUGUGCCACGCCCCGUUGCCGCCUGCAAGUUGCUGUGCGAGACCGUGAGAGGGGAGUGCAUGGAGAACGCUCCGCCGGAGCUGAUGGAGCUGUGGCCUUCGUUCCUCAACUGCGACGGCCUGCCGCAGCCGGAGAAGCACGAGCUGUGCAUGCAGAUUCCGCAGGAGGUGGCCGUGCCAGCCGGAGGUCCAAGUGGUCCGCCCGCCACCGGUUCACCCAGCCUCGAGGAUCAGCCGCAGACGUACCGCUUCUGGAAGAGCGGGGCACCUCCUGCCUCUGGCCUGGGCGGCGUCCUGUGCCCGCAGAACUUCAGCGGCAGCCCCUUCAAUCCGGAGGAGUGCGUGCCCCAGUGCCAGCGGGACGCCUUCCACACGAGCGCGCAGAAGAAGACGUCUGAGACCCUGAUCCUGGGCCUCUCGGCCGUCUGCUUCGUGUUGACCCUGUUCGCCCUGGUGACCUUCUGGGCGGAGCCCACCAGGUUCGGCUACCCCGAGAGACCAGUGCUCUUCCUGUGCCUCUGCUACAACCUCUUCAGCGUGUGCUACCUGGAGCGGAUUGUGUUCCACAACCAAGCAAGGAUGCAUGACGUCGAGGUGCAGGGGCGCCUGAUGCGGCCGGGCUGCUUGCUAACGCCACCCUGCCUGGCCUCCUACAUAACCACCUCCUACUUGAGCCUGUGUGCCGCCAGCUGGUGGCUGAUCUUCGCCCUGUGCUUCUACCUCUCGUCCCACAAGAAGUGGUCCAGCGAGGCCUUGGAGAAGCGAUCCGGGCUGUUCCACGUUCUGGCCUGGGUGCCGCCGCUGGCGCCUCCCAUCGCCGCCCUGCUGCUGGAGAAGGUGCGUCCGAGUGAGCUGACUGGAAUGUGCUACGCGCCGGGUUUCGUGGAGCUGCCUGCCCUGGUCCUACUCCUGCUGGGGCUGUACUUCACGCUGCGAGCCUCCAGGUCCCUGCUCUCGCUGCAGCAGCAGCUGCAACCCACCCUGGCCCACCACCGAUUCGGGCAGAUCCGGAAGCGCUUCGUGGUCUUCUCGCUGCUGUACUUCGCACCCACGACCGCCGGCGUGGUGGCGGCUCUUUGCGAGCGGUACGCGGACUCAGUGCCCAGCUGCUCCACCCCCGACGACUGCCUCUCACCCACGCCGAUCAGUGCCUGGCCAGCGUUGGUCCGGAUAUUCUUCCAGCUGGUGGGCGGCACCUUGACGGGGUUGUGGGUGUGGUCGCGCAAGACCUGCGAGAGCUACAGAAACCGGCUGGGGGCCAGCGGCACACCCACCUCCUCCCUGAUGAAUCAAAGCAAGUCGGCCGGAGCGCUGCCCAAAAAGCACUUGUAUACGAGUGGCAAGUCCAUGCUGCCCACGGGGGGCAUCACUCCUCUAUAUGCUGGCAUCAGUUUUCACAAUGUGCCCGUCUACAACCCCAACCAAUCGAGAGUCUAGAAUGAGGGGCUCUGGAAAAACCUCGAACCCUGCUACUGUACAUACCACACACAUCACAUGUAUAAGGCUUUGAGCCCUAGUUUGUACGCCUAGUUUGUACGCCUAGUUCGUAAGCCCGAAAAGGAGAAACUGAAAUGUGUUAAUAGCUUUAUAGGUCGCGCUCCCCAAUUGCCGAAUUACCCAUCACCUCUAGUUUUCAUUAGUAGUUAUCUAGCUAGUCCUAAGUCUGUAAAUAGUAACAAGUUUUUUUCACACACUAAACACUGUAAGCUUGCGUAGUAGAAUAAUUGUAAAUAAAUUAUUUGAAUUCAA
Drosophila santomea is the source of this 2296-nucleotide messenger RNA. Its product is annotated as frizzled-3. Gene Ontology annotation, molecular function: Wnt receptor activity; Wnt-protein binding. NCBI's taxonomy places the organism in Eukaryota, Metazoa, Arthropoda, Insecta, Diptera, Drosophilidae. Gene Ontology annotation, cellular component: plasma membrane. Gene Ontology annotation, biological process: canonical Wnt signaling pathway; non-canonical Wnt signaling pathway. The coding region runs from base 221 to 1984 and encodes 587 amino acids. The record is from RefSeq and is a predicted model, not a curated record. The transcript has 2 exons.